Messenger RNA from Cercopithifilaria johnstoni, 2727 nucleotides. Lineage: Eukaryota; Metazoa; Nematoda; Chromadorea; Rhabditida; Onchocercidae. The record is from the annotation of a GenBank genome assembly.
AUGGAGUAUUAUAAAACUGUACAUUUGGUUCUCAGCUUCAAUCACUUAGCUGAAAAUUAUGGUGUAUAUUUAAAGCUGCCUAACACGGGUUCCUCGUUGUCUUCAUCGUUUGACCCAAAUAAUUCAACUAAUCCAGUUUCUGAUUCCCCGCAUAACAAAUCCGACACACUUGACAGUACCAAAAGUAGCGACUCGUCCUCUUUGUCGAGGACAUUACCCAAAUUGUCGAAAAAGCAGGCCAGCAUUUUACGACCAUUUUUGCGGAAGGAAAGAAAGCGAACUUCAUCACCAGGAAAUAGCUCCGGAAGUGGCAGUGACCACCGUGAAGCAAACAGAAGUAGUGAAGGUGAGGCGAUGAAACGAACAGCGUCACCAACACUGCCGGAUGGUGCGACACAAGCUAAAUAUGAGCCUCCCACAUGUAGUGGAGAAAUUGAUGUAUCUGGCUCAUUUAAUGCUGUUAAUACCAUAGCUGGCACGGAUUUACUGAAGUUACAAGAAGAAAAAGCACUGGAGAAUACGCCAUUACGACGUACUAUUCCACUGAGCAAGGAAUCCGGCACUCUUUGUUCUACGGAUGCAUCAGUGAGCAUGGAGGUGCAGCCUGUUGACUGUACCAACGGUAAGAAAGCAACAGAUAUUCCAAAUGGAAUCACUACUGCUGCUACUCGUUUAAAUAACGCUAAGUUAGAGAAUGCUUACAAAGGAGGCGUUGCCAUACUCGAUUUUGGCGCUCAGUUCGGAAAGGUUAUCGAUCGCCGAGUUCGUGAGCAAAAUGUAUUUAGCGAAAUUCUGCCGUUCAAUACAAAAGCAGCUGAUGUGAUUGAGAAAGGUUGUUACAAAGCGAUUAUAUUAAGUGGUGGACCAAAUUCUGUAAAUUCAUUUAAUGCACCUGAAUUUGAUCCUGCUAUAUUGACUUGUGGUAUUCCAGUUCUCGGUAUUUGUUAUGGUUUUCAGCUAAUAAACAAAGCAUUUGGAGGAUAUGUGUCUAAAAAAUCAAUACGAGAAGAUGGGCAACUUGAGAUCAAUGUCGAUACCAACUGCCCAUUAUUCAAGGGACUUGCAACCUGCCAAAAAGUACUGCUAACACACGGUGAUAGUGUCACUGAAAGAACUGUAGCUAAUGAUUUCAAAAUCGUGGGUAGGAGUGGAAAUUUUGUUGCAGCAAUUGCUAAUGAAAGGCGAAAGUUAUACGGCGUGCAGUUUCAUCCUGAGGUGGAUUUAUCUACGUGCGGAAGGGAAAUAUUGCAUAAUUUUCUCUUUGGCAUUGCUGGUGUUACCGGUGGCUUCACAAUUGAUAAUCGUGAGCAGAAAUGUAUCCAAGAAAUUCGUUCUAUUGUGGUGGAUAAAAAAGUGUUGGUGAUGGUGUCGGGUGGGGUGGACUCAACGGUAUGUGCUGCUCUUCUUCACAAAGCUUUAGGGAGUGAUCGAGUGAUUCCUAUACAUAUCGAUAAUGGUUUUAUGCGUUCCAAUGAAAGUGAUCGAGUUGUGGAAUCGUUGAACAAGUUGAAUUUGAAAGUACGAAGGUACAAUGCCUUCUAUGCCUUUAUGAAUGGCCGAAUAUCAGUUGGAAACGAACUUUCAGCACCACUAAUGAGAACUGUACAGCCCGAAAUAAAACGUAAAAUAAUCGGUGAUACAUUCAUGCGAGUGAAAGAUAAGAUAAUGGAUGAGUUAAAGUUGGAUAAGGAUGUAUUUCUGGCACAAGGUACACUCAGACCUGAUUUGAUUGAAAGCGCGUCACAUUUAGCUAGUUCCCAAGCAGAUGUCAUUAAAACUCAUCACAAUGAUAGUGCUCUUGUGCGCGAACUAAGAGAUUCGGGAAAAGUGUUGGAGCCAUUGAAAGAUUUUCACAAGGAUGAAGUUCGUGAGUUAGGAAUAUCUUUAGGCUUACCAGAACACAUUGUCCAUCGACAUCCUUUCCCAGGUCCUGGGUUAGCUAUUCGGAUCGUCUGUGCCGAGCGUCCGUUAAUUACUGACUUCGACCUUUUCGUUACUACUCAACACCACUUGCAUUUGAUCGCAAAUCUUGCGCUUUGUGACAGGGAUUCCGAAGAAUUUGACACCAUAACGCAGCACUUGUCAGAAGCUGACUUGAAAGCUCUCAGUGACCAUGAUUUUGAAAUUGCAACAACUCUUUUACCAGUGCAGUCGGUUGGAGUACAAGGUGAUGGACGAUCUUAUGCAUAUGCAGCUGCACUUUCUACAAACGAAAGGCCUAUCCCAUGGAAGUUAUUGGAGCGGCUGACUCAUAUUAUACCUCGUUUGCUACACAAUAUAAAUCGAGUACUUUAUGUUUUCGGAAAUGCCGUUGAUUAUCCAGUGAACGACGUCACGCGCACAUAUUUAAACGGUUUUACGAUUGGUCUGGUAAAGUGGGCAGACAGAAUAGCUUAUGAUGUUCUUUGCGGGUUAGACGAGAAUGGUAAGAGGGAUUACGCUCUGGAAGUGUGUUUACAAAGAAUACAACAGAUGCCAGUGGUGAUGGUUCCCGUUCAUUUUGACAGAGAUCCUUUGGAAAGAAAGGCAUCAAUGCUACGAUCUUUUGUUCUUCGUCCCUUUAUCACAAACGAUUUUAUGACAGGUGUUGCUGCUUUACCGGGAAAAGAUAUUCCUGAACAGAACAUAUUGGAAGUAGUACGCCGCAUUACGGAGCGCGUGCCCUUAACAUCACGUGUCAUGAUCGAUCUUACAUCGAAACCGCCAGGUACAACAGAAUGGGAGUAA